UGGGGUUUAGAAUUGCUAUAAGCCGCGGCCAUCGGAACACAGCGAGUAUAAAAGUAAUAGCUCCAUAUACAAUCCGCAACAAAGUGUCACAGUCACUGAUACUAUCAUGAUGCGUUACCAACUGAUUAGCUCGCUGCUGCUGCUGCUCGUUGCCAGCUUGGUGGCCAAUACUGGAGCUGAGGUGUCACGUCGUGUGCGGUACAAUCGUCAGCGUGUGGCCUUUGCAAGACAGGAGGCAUUGCCGACACCAUAUCCCUCGGCGGACGAAUUGAAACCCGAGGAGCCCGCACUUAUCUACGGCCCGCCACCCUCCACCAACGUGGAUGAGCUGCCCGCCGAAGAGGACCCAGAAACAAAUAAAUUCCAACCUGAAACCGAGGAGUCUGAGAUCGAGGCUUUGGACGCGGACGCCAACUCAGUGGAGACGACCACUUCAUCUGCUCGCUUGCGCCUGCUCAGCAACCGCCAACGCCUAAGCCGACUGCAGCGAUUUUCUGCUAAGCCUCAACGUACCGCACGCCUGGAAGAGGUGGCAGCCGCAGUACCAGCCACUCCUGUAACUGUUGCCCAGCCGGCUGUGCUUCCCCAGUUGUAUUAUGUGGGUGCUCAACAACCCUACGUAGUUGCCUACAAUGGACUGCCUCAGCAGCUGACGUGGUAAACAGGUUGAAUGGAUAAGAUGUUUUGUUUACAUCAUAAUA
Molecule: messenger RNA, 701 nt
Organism: Drosophila busckii
Lineage: Eukaryota; Metazoa; Arthropoda; Insecta; Diptera; Drosophilidae
Exons: 1
Coding region: 107-661 (184 amino acids)
Source: RefSeq, a predicted model, not a curated record